Molecule: messenger RNA, 1953 nt
Organism: Coniosporium apollinis CBS 100218
Lineage: Eukaryota; Fungi; Ascomycota; Dothideomycetes
Exons: 3
Coding region: 1-1953 (650 amino acids)
Biological process (GO): formation of translation preinitiation complex; translational initiation
Molecular function (GO): translation initiation factor activity
Source: RefSeq, a predicted model, not a curated record
AUGUUCAAGAAGAAGCCAAACAUCAAGCCACUGGCUCCGUUGCGCUCCUCAGACCGCCGCAAGACAGCAGACCAAAUUAUUUCGGACUUUGGGCUCCAGAUACCAGUCGACGAUGAUGCUGAUGCGGAGGGGAAGGCAGCCGCGGCGGCUGGUCAUACCUCGCUGCGAAAUGCUCUUCUCCCAGACAAUACCCAGUCCGCACGAUUCCAAACGACUGCUGGCCCAAACCUGAAACCGGUGUCAGGAACCGUGUACGUAGGCAGCCACGAUGGAGAGGAGCAGCGGGUCCUAUGGAUCAAGCUCGAGGAGAAGAUGUAUCCGACUGUCUACACGCUCUGGCAGAAUCCCGGCAUUGUCCCGCUGCUGCACACGCACCCUCCAGUCAUGCCGAAGCUCUUUGGUGGCUCUGCAUUAAUGACACCUGGUCUCGCUGGAGGUCCACCCUUCCCGGAGGAGGCCAAGAAAGGUGCUGUCGUAGCCAUCGCAAGCACCGAGAACCCGACAGUGCCGCUGGUCAUCGGAUCGUGUGCCAUUGAUGUCGCCGGGCUGCAGCAAGUACAAGGCGCUAAGGGCCACGCGGUUGAGACGAUACACUGGCACGGCGAUGAGUUGUGGGCAUGGAGCCCCUCCGGCGUUCCUGGCGGCUUACCUCCAACCCGUCUCGACGGAUGGCAAGACUCGGAGCGGGAAGGGGAAGAGCUGGCGGCAGGUGUGAAGACUAUGACGGUCGAAGACGAGGAAGAUGGUGGUGUCUCACUGGAGCCAGACAGUAAAGUGCGCGAAGAGGGCUCGCCGAAGGCCGAAGGUGCAGAUGAUGGAGAUAGACCUGCAGUUGAAGAGGAACUUGCGGAUGCCGAUGCCAAAGAGAUGACUACAGCAGAAAUUGACAGCGCCUUCCGGAAAGCCUUUCUCUAUGGAUGCUAUCACUACAAGGACACCAAUAAGGACCAGCCGAACUUCGGGCUCCAAUUUCCAUUGAAUCAAUCAUUUGUAAUGUCGAAUCUCGUGCAACCAUUCUUGCCAGCAUUCACGCCAGCACAAGCCAAUCAGCUACAGAUCAAGAAGACUAGCUGGAAGAACAUCAAAAAGUUUAUUAAGUCUUUGGACAAGGAGAAGAUCAUCAAGUCCAAAGACCGAGACGGAAACGAGGUCACAAUUGUUGACAUCGAUUUUGACGACCGCCAUAUCGUCAACUUCACGCCUUACCGAUUGCCAAAGAAGGAAACAGCGGCAGGCACCAGUCUGGGUCGCGGCGAGAAAGCUACUGUCAUCAGCGAUACCGCUGAUUCCUCUGUUGGCCAGAAGCUCAAGAGAGUUGAGCUUUUCCGGCCAAAGGAGAGAUUGUCUCCUAUAUUCAGCGCAGCGGGCGCGGACCCCCGAGGGCUGUUCACAGCAGCAGAACUACGGCCAAUCGUGACCACCUACAUCGAAAUCGAGAACCUCGUAUCCCCUACCAACAAGCGCCUCGUAACCUUGAACCCUAUCCUAGCGAAUGCGGUAUUUGACAACUCCGCUCCGAUUGACGAGGAAGUUCUGGCCAAGGGCAGCGUGCCCCGUGACGCGCUUAUCGACCGCAUUAUCCAGUCAUGCGCGCCCUUCUACGCCAUACUCCGUAAUAACGAGACUGUAGCAACUGCCAAGCCCAAGGCAGGCGCACCGCCGAAGAUUCACAUCACGCUCGAGACCCGUGCAGGCAACAAGACGAUGACGCGGGUUAGCGGGUUGGAAGCCUACUUCAUCCCACCGCAGCCGCUGGCCGAUGAGCUGAGGAAGGCGUGCGCCAGCAGUACGAGCGUGGAUAAGCUGGUGGGAAGUAGCCCAAAGAAUCCGGUCAUGGAAGUCUCGGUGCAGGGCCCACAGAAGGAUGCGGUGAUCAAGGCAUUGGAGAAGAGGGGUGUUAAUAGGAAUUGGGUGGACUUUGCUGACAAGACGAAGGGGAAGAAAAAGGGGUGA